Colletotrichum phormii is the source of this 1242-nucleotide messenger RNA. RefSeq lists its product as uncharacterized. The record is from RefSeq and is a predicted model, not a curated record. Bases 360 to 1073 code for a protein of 237 amino acids. Lineage: Eukaryota; Fungi; Ascomycota; Sordariomycetes; Glomerellales; Glomerellaceae. The transcript has a single exon.
CAGGAAAAUUCCAAGAUUCGGCCGGGCAAACGCAGAGAAGGAGAAGCGCUGGGGAAAAACUCUGGGACAUGAACGUCAACGUCUUGUCGUUCUACGCAAGGACCGCGUGACUGAAGCACACAGAACGACGUAUGAUGCAAGUGUGCCCCCUUUCCCAUCGCCUUUAGUAGUCUGCAUCCCCAUCUUAGUGCUACGUUUCGUAGCUCAACCUUCUCCCGAUAUUCUAUAGCGAGCAAAAAACGACUUGACGAGUUCACGAUUUCCCGGAGCAUAUCAUAGCGGCAUCUAGCGAUACAAUAUCCAUCCAGAAGCGUAUCUAAAGCAGAAUAAGAACCAACCCCCAACCAAAACCACCCAAAAUGCCUUCCGUCCUAGGUCUCACAACAGACCCCUCCCCCCACGGCCCGGGCGCCGAACAGAAGCAGAAGAAGAAGAAGCCCCAAUUAUCAGGCGUCGCCGACGAUGCCAACCUCGAAGGCAAACAACUAGCCCGCCGCGAGAAGAAGGCCGACGGUGCUUCCCCUGACGGCGAAAACGGCGUCGAAAAGAAGAAGAACAAGAAGUCCAGCAAAUCCAAAAAGGAAAAGAAGGAAAAGCAGGGACCCCAGCAAAUGCGCCACUACUCCUCCGACGAAGAAGACGACUCGGACGAAGAAGGACCCCUCAACACCAUCAAACUCCGCAACCACGCCAAAGCAAUCGAGAUGGAGACGCUCCUCUGGGGCGCCCUCUGCCACAAGCCCAAGAGCGCCCUCAAGUAUAUCGGCAAGGGCGGCAUCAUGUGCAACCCGAUCCUGUUCGGCGAUGCGGAAGUCUACUCGGAGCGCUCCGAGCCCACCCUCAAGGAGAUGCUCAAGGAGCACGCCGACCCGCCCAUGAGCUUCAAGAUGCACAAGCCCCACGUCUGCGAGGUCGGUCUCAUGGCCAUGUCCAUCUGCUGCGACGUCACCAUCUUCCGCAUGAAUGACAACGACGAGCUCGAGGCUGAGGAGUGUCAGAUCUCGUCUAGCUGGCGGCAGGUUGCGAGCGGAGACUGGGAGAUGGCGAGCUCCAUGGCUGGAUGGCAGGAGUAGGGUCUGGUUCGUCUGACGGUUUAGAACCAAGUGAAGAGCGGUUGAUGGCGUCACUGGGCUGUUGUACUAUUUCGUAUUUCUCUUUUUCCAUCUCAUACUUGUACGGCGUCGAUGUGUAACGAUUCUAUCUGCAAUGUAAUUUACUACGGCCUGCAUGAAUUGACUAUCC